CUAGUGUCAUACGACAUACGUUAUUAAUGUACGCAUAUAUAUUUUUUUUGUCAAUAUUUAUUUUUAGUAGUGCGACAAAUCAAACAUAAUCGAGCUUAAUUAUUCAGAAAAUCACUUAUCCUGGAAAUUAAAAUUGAUUUUGAAGUUAAUUUGAACAAUGUCAAAGCGUGGAAAUAGUGACGAUAAUUCGCAAUCUCCGAUUCAUGGUAAAAAAAAAAAUACAAGCUUUACACAUCUGACUCAUCUAUGCAGAUUCCAUUGAGAACACUAUGUCGCUGGCGGUCAAGAGGUUAUUUCGAUGAAGACAUUUCGAGUCCAAAUAAUAACUUGAAUAAUUCUGAUGAUGAUGAUGAUGAUGAUGAUGAUAAUAAUGAUCAAAAUAUUUUGAACCGUUGUGGCACUGAAAAUGAUGAUGGCAAUGAUCCUAAUAAUUUAUUAGCUGAUUGUGACAGUGUUUCCAGUGAAAAUACAGAUGAUGAAAAUCCUGCUCCAUUAAAUAUAAGUGAUGAAGAAUCAAUAAAUAAUGUUAUAAGUGACAAUGAUGAUAAUUAUAAUGAAAAUAAUUUUGAUGAACAAGUUGAUGAGAAUAGUGAUGACAAUGAUACUAUUGGUAAUGCGUAUGAAUACGAAAUGUUGCAUGAAAACAGCAAUGUAACGACGGAUGAAUGUGUUUUACAGUUAUUAGAUUUUUAUGUGAAACAUAAUAUCACGAAAAUUGCUUUGCAGCAGUUGUUACAAAUGCAACUAAAAAUUUUACCUGCAGACAACCAAUUGCCAAAAACAGUGUGUAAGUUAUUUCAAUAUGCCCAAAAUAUUGCUCCUGUGUGCCGAGUUAUUAAACAUUAUUAUUGCAGAAAACGUUUAUUUAAUUCAAAAAGUCAGAUAAACAAGAAAAUUACAUUUAAGUGUUCUAUAUGUGCGACAACUAAUUCAAAAGAUUUUUCUUUUUUUCAUGAAUUUGAUAUUGGUGAUCAAAUUAGAAUUUUAUUUGAAAAUUACAACUUAGCUGAAAAGUUAAAAAAACCUACAUUGCAAAAUGUUGAAAAUAUAUCGGAUAUUGUUGAUGGUAGUGAGUACAUCAGAGUUAACUCGAAAUCAAAGAGGUAACUUUGAUUUAACUCUGAUUCUUAAUAUUGAUGGCCUAGCAUUAGUAAAAAGUGCUAAAAGCCAUUGUUGGCCGGUUUUGUUCAUCAUCGCAGAACUUCCCCAAGAUAUUAGAGAUAAAUAUGUGAUAUAUUUGCUGGGCUGGGGUAUGACAACCUUAUUAAACCACCGAUGAAUGUUUUUCUUAUGCCAAUUUGUUUAAAACUAAAAAAAUAUUUUUGUAAAGGUAUUGAUUGGACAAAUCCUAAAACUAAAGAAAUAGUUAAUACUAAAAUAGUUGCUCCAUUAGUUAUUGCAGAUGCACCAGCUCGGGCGCAAUUGCAAAACAUCUUAAACUUUAAUGGUCGAUAUGGAUGCAACAUUUGUGAAAUUAUAAUGGUUAAAUGUACAAAAAUUGCUGGAAAAAAAACUGUACGUUGUUAUCUUUUUCGAAUUGAUUCUAAAAUUAGAACUGGUAGAAGAAUGGAAGCGCAAGCUGAAAAAUUACGUCAACUAGAGAAUAAAGAUCAAAUAAGAGGUGUGAAAGGGUAUUCUAUUUUAUCUUGUUUACCGUUAAUUGACAUUGGAACAUGUGUCAUACCAGAAUACAUGCAUUCGGUUUUAUUUGGUGUUGUUAACCAAUUCAUGACUAUUUGGUUUGAUAAAAAAGGUCCUUGGAAUAUUAAAAACAAAAGCGAAGAUAUUGAUAAGUUCAUGUGCAAUAUUCGAGUUCCUCAAUCUUUUUCAAGACUACCAAGACAGUUAUCUCAUUUUAAAUUGUAUAAAGCCUCAGAAAAUUAUAAUUUUCUGUUAUUUUAUUCUCUUCCUGCACUCGUUGAUCACUUACCUCAGAAAUAUUUAGAGCAUUGGCUAUUGUUAGUAAUAUCAAUUUUUAAUUUAGUCAGAACGACAAUAACUCAAGAUUAUCUUGAAGAAUCAGAUAACUUGCUGCAGUUAUUUGUAUCUCAAAUCGAAAGUCUUUAUGGUGAUAGAGCUUUGUCAUACAACUGUUAUCAACUUAUUCAUCUACCACUUUGUGUUAAAAGAUGGGGACCUUUACGAUCAACUUCUGCCUUUGUAUUUGAAAACUACAAUGGUUUCAUUGCAAAAUGUGUCCACGGUAAUAGGAAUUUUGGCCAAGAAAUUGUCAAUUGUGUUCAAAUUGCUCAAGGCAUCCAGAUUUUGAAAAAUCGUAUAGCUGAACGACGAAACGUAACUUCUAGAACUAAUCAGUCAAAAAAUUAUGAACUUUUAGGGCAUGAAAUUAUAAAAAAAGAGCUUGAUGUUGUGGAACGCAAUAUAUUAUUAUCUAAUGGUUGGGAAUUUGAAAAUUUAUCUAUUUACACACGUAUUAAAGUUAAUAAAGUCAUUUAUACAUCUGAAAUUUAUAAAAUUACAAAAACAAACAGUCAUACAGUCCAAAUAGAUACUAAUGUUUUUACUGUGUACGGUUCAAUUAAAUUUUUUGUUCAGAAUCAAAAUGAUAUUUUUAUUGUGAUUCGUCGUUUCAAUGUAACUCAUCAAAAUGUUUCAUAAUUCUUCUACUAAAAAAACCGUUGAGCAUGUUAUACCGAUUGUGGAAACUAAUAAUUUGAUGUUGUUGAAUUUAAACGAUAUUAAAUCAAUGUUUCAACUUGUGCGAGUUGAAGAUUAUGUUUGUAAACAA
Molecule: messenger RNA, 2749 nt
Organism: Cotesia glomerata
Lineage: Eukaryota; Metazoa; Arthropoda; Insecta; Hymenoptera; Braconidae
Product: cGMP-specific 3',5'-cGMP phosphodiesterase 3-like
Exons: 2
Coding region: 1276-2619 (447 amino acids)
Source: RefSeq, a predicted model, not a curated record